CCCUGCAGAGAGCAAUGGCUGAUAAUGAGGAUGCCGCCGACAAUAGUAUUCAGCCCUCAGAAUGCACACCAGGAGAACAAGACGCGGACAAAGCGCCGUCAACUAAACCUGACACGGAGAUCUCACCUCCGCUCAUCUCCAUAAAUUCCAGUGAAGAUCAACCUGGAGAACCAAAUCGGCACAGGCGUGUAGGUGCUACAAGAUUGAAAAAUUUAGGAUUAGGACAAGCUAGAACAGCAGCAUCUCCAACAACAUCGGUCUCAACUCAAGGAAAGAAGACCUUGCUACUUUCCACUGAAGCAAAAAAGGAAAUGAUAAAACAAGCCAAAGCAGCGAGGGAAGAACGGAAGUCUCAAAUGGAUUCACGUCAUAACUAUGUUGUAUCUAAAUUGGCAGAUGGAACAGGUCUGGACGAAACAGUUGUGCUGGAUUUCAUAAUAUCAGAUGAAAAGUAUCACAUGAUUGAAGAAUUCUUUGCACCAAAUGGUUCUAAAAAAUUAUUAUUUUAUUACCAAGAAAUAGCUGCAAACAUAGAUUUGAAACGUUUAAGUGCUGACACAUCCAGAAACAUGCCUCAGAAAAGGCUGUUCAUCACUGAUGGCUCAGUUGAGGGUUUGACAGGAACUUGUUUAUUUUUUCUCCGAACUACGAAUAAAAGCAUCAGCUCAGCAAAUGUUUCUCAGGAAGUAAAUUUUGGCAUGCUGAAUUGUUCUGAGGAGAAUCUACUUCAAGCGUUGGAGAAGCUUCUUGGUAAUGUAAUGGUACCUGCGCUGCGAUCCCAAGAGAAUUGGGGAUCUAUUAAAGAAGGACUAAAGAAUGCUCAGAUUCAAGAGUUCUUUGAAUCCUUGGACAAGUUUGUCAGCAACUUGACUUCAGCCAGAAAAAACAUGGAACAGCAAAUUAUUCUUACAGAGGUGACUACUGCUUACAACAUUGAUGACCUGCAUACUCCCUCAGACUAUUUGAUUGCAGCUAACAACUCUGAGUUUGUGGAGCAGCUUGAGGGGGUGCUGAUGUCAUGGAGUAAACAAAUCGAACAAGUUUUAGCUGAAAGUGAGCAAAUGAGAAAAGAAGCAGAUGACAUUGGUCCUUCUGCAGAACUCGAUCAUUGGAAGAUGAGAAUGGCUAAGUUUAAUAGCCUUCUUGAUCAAAUUAAGAGUCAUCAAGUAAGAAGAGUUAUAGGUAUUCUUCAGGUUGCAAAGUCCAGGUCAUUGAAACAUUGGAGAAAACUGGAUGGCAAUAUUACAGAUGCGGCCAAUGAGGCUAAGGAUAAUGUGAAAUAUCUAUACACACUGGACAAGUUCUUUGGGCCCCUUGUGAAAUGCUCACCGGCCACCAUGAUUGAACAUGUCCCUAAUUUGAUGAACAGUAUUCGAAUGAUCCACAGCAUUUCAAAGUACUACAAUACAUCAGAGCAUAUGACCUCUCUUUUUAUCAAAGUUACCAAUCAAAUGAUCACUACAUGCAAAAAGUACCUCCAUCAGAACACUGGAAAAAUUUGGGAGCAUGACAGAGAGGAAUUUCUGAAGAGAAUCAAGGAUUGUAUGCAGUUAAACCUUGAAUAUCAAAAACACUUCCAACGAAUCAGGGAGAAGCUUCGGGAAAAUCCAAAGGAGAGACAGUUUGAAUUUAGUGAAAACUAUAUAUUUGGCAAAUUUGACACAUUUUGUAAGCGACUGGAGAAGAUUAUGCAUGUGAUAAGCACCAUGGAAAGCCUCUCUGAUCUGCAGAACGUUAAAAUGGAGGGAUUUGACAAAAUAUACUUGCGAUAUCAGACAAUUAUCACCAGUUUGAAAUCAAAGACUUAUGAUGUACUGGAUCACAGAAAGCAGGAGUUUGACAAUGACUAUCAGGAAUUCAGACUCCAGAUGGAAGGACUGUACCAGUCAAUGCAGACUUUCAUGGAUUCUUGGUUUGAACAAUCUAUAACUAUAGAACGCAUGCUUGAGUUGCUGGGAAAGUUUGAAUGUAUUGCUGGAUCACAACUGGAACUAACAGACAAGUAUCUAGUUGUCCUGCAACGUUUUGCACGAGAUUUAGACCUAGUGCGGAAGAUCUAUCAGAAACAAAGAGAAAAUCCACCUGUACCUCGUAACAUUCCACCUGUGUCUGGGAAGAUUAUGUGGGCCCGACAGCUAUUCAGAAAAAUAGACAUUCCCAUGAAGUUUCUGAAAAAUGACACUGAAAUUUUGAAGAGCCCUGAAAUGAAAAAAGUUAUCAAGAAUUACAACAAAAUGGCAGCUGUUCUGCUGGAGUUUGAGAUGCUAUAUCACAGGGGUUGGUGCCGAGCAGUUGACUUGGCUCGAAAUGGACUUCAGGCUUCACUGAUUGUGCGACACCCUGAGACCAAGGAAAUCUUAGUGAACUUCGACCCUGCCCUGCUUGAGUUACUUUCUGAAGCAAAGUACAUUUAUAAAAUGGGGCUUGAAGUGCCACAAGGAGCUCUCAACCUAUGGUUAAAAGAGGCAGAAAUUAAGCACCAUUAUUUAAGCAUUCAGGAGCUUUUACGUGACUAUCAAAAUGUGGUGAACAGCAUCCCAUCUACUAUUCAACCAUUGAUGAAGCCGUUUAUUAGCCAAGUGGAUGAAGCUCUCAUCCCUGGAUUAACUAUGUUGUCUUGGACCUCCUUAAACAUUGAAAAAUUUGUAGAUAAUGUGUACCUUCCACUGACGGAGCUGAGGCAGGUGGUGAAACAAGUAUCUGACAUGUUGGAGUGCAGGAUUGAGAGGGUUCUGUAUGAAAUGUCUCUUACUGCCCUGGUCGACCUUCCUGAAGAUGACUUGGUAGAAGUCCCUGCUUUUCUACAGAUGACUGAAAAUAUUGUUGCUUCAGCUGGACAAACUUUGUCUAUACAAAGCCAGCAGGUGGAACAUUCAAUGUAUCAGUUAAUGGACUCAUUGAAAGGAAAACUAAAGCCAACAGAACAAGUCAAUCUUGAGGAUACCUAUGCAUGUUUGCAUCCUGAUGCAAAGCAAAAAACUCGUUGUCAAGAAUGUUUGCCCUGCUGCUUCUAUAACCUAAUGGGACAACUUUGCCAAAAGAAUAUCGACGCCUUGGUAAAAUGUACCAGGUUAUCAUUGGAUUCUCUCAAGCGUCAUUUACAUGUCAGCAGUUCUAAAUAUGAGGCAACAAAACCAUUUCCUAAUGCUGCUGUUGAGACACCAAAAGCUCCAUUCUUCAAAUCUAAGAUUAUACUGGCAAUUCCAUGUGUAGUCAUGCGACCAAGCUUAGAGGAUAUUCAGUCCAUCCUUAACAGGGCAGUGAACAUAAUUCUUUCCAUGUCUAAAGAGAUUCCUCUUUGGUCCUUUGCCCAUCUGCAUUUGAAACAACAGCAGAUUGAACAGAAUGCUGCUCGAGAACUGGGUGAUGACAGUAUGCUUGGUAAACCGGUGGUGCUCAAAUCUAUUGAUAAACAGAUUAGUGAACACAAGGAUGUCACUAAGGUUGUGAUCCAACUUAGUUCCGUUAUUUCCAAUUUAAAGAGCGAUGCAGCAAAAAUUCUUGACACAUUCUCUCCUUUCUCCCACUUGUGGAACCAGGAUCCAGUUGAAAAAGUGAAGGAAUUUAUGGAUUCAAAUCCAAUCUUUGCUGAGUUCAAUGAGCAAAUCACAAAUUAUGCUAGAUUGGAGAGCCAGACUGAUGAGUUGCCUUCUUGUUAUGAAGUGGGCUCAGUUCAAUUUGACACACAGCAGUUGAAGCUGGCUUUGAUACAGGAAUGUCGCAUGUGGAAGAGAGCCUUUGGCACAGCCUUGAACAGAAAAACUGCAACAGAAAUGGAUGAGAUUUUCUCUUUUAUUGAAAAUCUUAGCAAACGACUGAGCCGACCAAUUAAUGAUUUGGAUGACGUGCGUGGAGCCAUGGCAGCACUAAAAGAAAUCAGAGAUGCCGAGAUAAAGAUUGACAUGACCAUUGAACCUAUUGAAGAAACCUAUGCCCUCCUCAAUAAGCAUGAACUACUUUUUCAAGAUGGAAAUGCUGAGAGAGUUGAUGGAUUAGCUUAUGCCUGGAAGAACUUAAAUGCACAGGUUGUGCAGACACAGAAUAUACUUUUAAAAGUGGAACCUGCCAUGAAGACUGAUCUGUUGGGUGGGGUAAAAGUCUUCCAAUCCAACAUUCAGAACUUUUAUCAUGAUUAUGAUACAAAGGGCCCUGCUGCUGAUGGCCUUCCACCUCAAGAAGCCAGCGAAAGGCUGCAGAUCUUUCAGACCAACUUUGAUGAGCUCUGGCGGAAAUUUACUACUUAUUCUGCAGGAGAAGAACUCUUUGGGUUGCCUGUCAUUGAUUAUCCUGAUUUACAGAGAAUAAGACGUGAACUCACAUUACUUCAGAAAUUGUAUGGUCUGUACAAUUCAGUUAUCGAUAACGUCAGUGGUUACAAUGACAUUCUGUGGAGCGAUUUGGAUAUUGAAAAAAUCAACAAUGAACUUCUGGAUUUUCAGAACAAAAUACGGAAAUUACCCAAAGCCUUGAAGGAGUGGCAAGCUUUCAAUGAUCUGAAAAAGAAGAUUGAUGAUUUCAGUGAAACUUGUCCAUUGCUUGAAAUGAUGGCAAACAAAGCUAUGAUGCCAAGACACUGGGAAAGGAUUGCACAGGUCACUGGACAUACUUUUGAUGUGGAAUCUGAACAAUUUUCUCUUAAGAAUAUAACAGAGGCACCAUUACUAAAAUAUAAAGAGGAUAUAGAGGACAUUUGUAUUAGUGCAGGCAAAGAGAAGGACAUUGAAGCAAAACUAAAAGCUGUGAUAAAUGAAUGGAAUGGUCAUGUACUCACUUUUGCCCCAUUCAAGACGAGGGGUGAAUUGCUGCUUAAAGGAUCAGAUAUCGUGGAGAACAUUGCACUGAUGGAGGACAGCCUAAUGAUAUUGGGCUCAUUAAUGAGUAACAGGUAUAAUGCACCAUUUAAGCCCACAAUUCAACAGUGGGUGCAGAAGCUCUCAAAUACUACAGAAAUAAUUGAAAACUGGCUUACAGUUCAAAACCUUUGGAUUUACUUGGAAGCCGUGUUUGUUGGUGGAGAUAUUGCAAAGCAGCUACCACAGGAGGCCAAAAGAUUUCAGAACAUUGACAAGUCAUGGCAGAAAAUUAUGCAACGAGCUCAUGAUAAUACAAACAUUGUGUUGUGCUGUGUAGGUGAUGAAACCUUAGCACAACUUUUACCACAUUUACUGGAGCAGUUAGAGAUGUGUCAGAAAUCACUUACUGGGUAUCUGGAAAAGAAACGCCUGUUAUUUCCCAGGUUUUUCUUUGUUUCUGACCCAGCUCUGCUAGAAAUCCUUGGUCAAGCAUCUGACUCUCAUACAAUACAGGCUCACCUCUUAAGUCUUUUUGACAAUGUUAAUAGAGUGAGAUUUAACGAAAAAAAUUACGACCAGAUCCUUUGCUUUGAAUCUCAGGAAGGAGAAGAAGUUGAUCUCAUUGAACCAGUCACGGCACAGGGCAAUGUGGAAGUCUGGCUGGGGCAGCUCCUGAAUGGGGUCAGAAAGACAAUUCACAGUGUUAUUCGACAAGCUUCAACAGCAAUCACAGAUAGUGAAAUUAAACUAUAUGAGUUUCAGAAUAUGUUCCCUGCACAGAUAGGUUUGCUAGGUAUUCAGAUGAUCUGGACUAAAAACUCUGAAGAAGCUUUGAAUAAUGCCAGAUUUGAUAAGAAGAUAAUGCAAACUACAAAUCAGGCAUUUCUGGAUAUGCUUAAUGACUUGAUUGAUAUGACAACUCGAGAAUUAACAAAAAUGGAACGAACAAAAUAUGAAACCCUUAUCACCAUCCAUGUACACCAGAAAGACAUUUUUGAUGAUCUGGUUCGAAUGAACAUUAAAUCUCCAUCUGACUUUGAAUGGCAAAAGCAAUCCCGGUUUUACUUUGUAGAGGACACAGACAAAUGUAUUAUUCAGAUCACAGAUGUUGAGUUCUGCUAUUGCAAUGAAUAUCUAGGAUGUACAGAUAGACUUGUAAUAACACCAUUAACUGACAGGUGUUAUAUUACACUGUCUCAGGCCUUGGGGAUGAGCAUGGGUGGUGCACCAGCAGGACCUGCAGGCACAGGAAAGACAGAAACUACCAAAGACAUGGGGAAAUGUCUUGGCAAGUACGUCGUUGUAUUUAAUUGCUCAGAUCAGAUGGACUAUAGAGGUCUAGGCCGUAUCUAUAAAGGUUUGGCACAGUCUGGUGCAUGGGGUUGCUUUGAUGAAUUUAAUCGCAUUGAGUUGCCUGUGCUAUCAGUAGCCGCUCAACAAAUUUAUAUUGUACUACAGUGUAAGAAGAACAAAAAGUCACAUUUUCUUUUCACUGAUGGUGACACCGUAGAAAUGGACAGAGAGUUUGGUAUAUUUCUAACUAUGAAUCCAGGUUAUGCAGGACGUCAGGAACUACCUGAAAAUCUAAAGAUUCAGUUCCGAUCCGUAGCCAUGAUGGUGCCGGAUCGUGCUAUUAUCAUGCGAGUCAAGUUAGCCAGUGCCGGUUUCCGUGAUAACCAAAUCCUCAGUCGGAAGUUUUAUACACUCUACAAACUCUGUGAGGAGCAGUUAUCUAAACAGGUGCAUUAUGACUUUGGUUUGCGUAACAUUUUGUCUGUGCUGAGGACCCUGGGUGCUGUUAAGAGAUCAAACCCAAGUGAACCUGAGAAGACAGUUGUCAUGAGAGUUCUGCGGGACAUGAAUCUUUCUAAACUGGUGGAUGAAGAUGAGCCUCUGUUUAUGAGUUUAAUAAAUGAUCUGUUUCCUGGGAUUACAUUGGAUAAAGCUGGCUACCCGGAGCUAGAAACGGCCAUUGAGAAGCAAACCACAGAUGCAGGAAUUAUCUACCAUCCACCUUGGAUCCUAAAGCUGAUUCAACUCUAUGAAACUCAAAGAGUUCGACAUGGUAUGAUGACUCUCGGUCCUAGCGGUGCGGGGAAAACAAGAUGUAUCAAUACCUUGAUGAAAGCUAUGACAGACUGUGGAGCACCACACAAAGAAAUGCGAAUGAAUCCAAAAGCAAUAACAGCCUCCCAAAUGUUUGGUACCUUGGAUGUUGCAACAAAUGAUUGGACAGAUGGUAUUUUUUCUACUCUCUGGAGGAAAACAUUGAAAGCAAAGAAGGGAGAACACAUUUGGAUAGUACUGGACGGACCUGUGGAUGCCAUUUGGAUUGAGAACCUUAACUCCGUUUUAGAUGAUAACAAAACUCUUACACUAGCGAAUGGUGAUCGCAUCCCAAUGGCACCAAACUGUAAAAUUGUUUUUGAACCCCAUAACAUUGACAAUGCCUCUCCAGCCACUGUAUCCCGAAAUGGCAUGGUGUUUAUGAGUUCUUCAGUGCUAGACUGGAGACCUGUACUUAAAGCAUGGCUUCAAAAAUUGCCCAAAGCACUAUCUGAACAACUUUGGAACUGUUUUGAUAAUGUUUUCCAGGAUUUAAUCAGUUUUGUCUUCACCGCUGUGUCACCGAAGAUGCAACUUCUGGAAUGUAUGUACAUUAAACAAGCCAUUGACCUUCUGCAGGGCCUGUUGCCAGAAACUGAAGACAAGCAGCCUAGCCCUGAGCAGGUGGAACGGUUAUUCAUUUUUGCUGUUAUGUGGUCUAUUGGAGCGCUUCUGGAAUUGGAUGACAGAGCUAAAAUGGAAAGUUUUCUGCGGAAUCACGCUGCACCUCUGCAGCUUCCAGUGACUGAAGAAGAAGAAACAAUCUUUGAAUUUGUUGUUAGUGCUGAUGGUCAUUGGGAGCACUGGUCAAAGAGGGUGCCUGAAUAUACAUACCCAUCGGACUCAGUCCCAGACUAUUUAUCAAUACUUGUACCAAAUGUGGACAAUAUCCGUACCGACUUUCUCAUGCACACAGUGAUGAAACAGGAAAAGGCUGUAUUGCUCAUUGGUGAACAGGGAACAGCCAAGACUGUUAUGAUAAAGGGCUAUAUGAGCAAGUAUAAUCCUGAAGUCCAUGCAACUAAAAGUUUGAACUUCUCCUCUGCCACUCUGCCAAAUAUGUUCCAAAGGACUAUUGAAAGUUAUGUGGAUAAACGCAUGGGUAGUACAUAUGGUCCACCCAGUGGUAAAAAAAUGACUGUGUUUAUUGAUGACAUUAACAUGCCUGUGAUUAAUGAAUGGGGUGAUCAGAUAACCAAUGAGAUUGUCCGACAGCUAAUGGAACAGAAGGGCUUCUACAACCUGGAAAAACCUGGAGAGUUCACCAGCAUUGUUGAUGUACAGUUUGUGGCUGCUAUGAUUCAUCCUGGCGGUGGCAGAAAUGACAUCCCUCAACGUCUCAAGAGACAAUUCACAAUUUAUAACUGUACACUACCAUCAAAUGCAUCCAUUGAUAAGAUCUUCAGAACCAUAGCAAGUGGCUAUUUUUGUGAGCAGCGUGGUUUUCCUGAAGAGGUUUGCAAACUAGCCUCAGCUUUAGUAUCAACCACUCGCAAAUUGUGGCAAGCUACCAAGAUUAAGAUGCUUCCCACUCCAGCCAAAUUUCAUUAUAUUUUCAAUCUCCGUGACCUUAGUCGUAUUUGGCAAGGAAUCCUCAAUGUCACAUCAGAGGUGUGCCAGUCUACAGAUGUUUUGGUAUCUCUCUUUCAGCAUGAAUGUACUCGUGUUAUUGCAGAUCGCUUUACCAAUCAACAGGACAAGGAUUGGUUUGAUGCCACAGUAAACAAGAUAGCUUCAGAAGAUCACGGUGAUACGAUUUUAGCAAAUAUACAGAAAGAAGCCUACUUUGUUGAUUUCCUGCGUGAUGCUCCAGAGGCAACUGGAGAUGAACCAGAUGACAUGGAAUUGGAAGCUCCUAAAAUUUAUGAACCUAUUCCAUCAUUUGAUGAGUUGAGUGAACGCCUAAAGUUGUAUAUGGAGCAAUACAAUGAAGCUAUCAGAGGUGCAAAGAUGGAUUUGGUGUUUUUCAAGGAUGCCAUGAUACAUUUGGUAAAGAUAUCUCGGAUCAUUCGAACUCCACAAGGAAAUGCUUUGCUAGUAGGUGUCGGUGGAUCUGGAAAACAGAGCCUUACUAGACUGGCAUCAUAUAUUGCAGGAUAUCAAAGCUUUCAGAUUAUACUCACAAGAACAUACAACACAAGCAAUCUAAUGGAUGAUCUGAAGAUUUUAUACCGAAUAGCUGGACAAAAAGGUUUGGGAAUGGCAUUCAUAUUUACAGACAAUGAAAUAAAAGAUGAGUCCUUCUUGGAAUACAUGAACAAUGUUCUUGCCUCUGGUGAAGUCUCAAACCUCUUUGCUCGUGAUGAAGUUGACGAAAUCACCCAAGAUUUAAUCCCUGUAAUGAAAAAGGAGUAUCCUAGGCGACCACCUACCCCUGAGAAUCUCUAUGAUUACUUCCUUUCAAGAGUGCGUAGUAAUCUCCAUGUGGCUCUUUGCUUUUCUCCUGUUGGGGAGAAGUUCCGUACUCGUUCAUUGAAAUUUCCUGGCCUGAUUUCUGGUUGCACAAUGGACUGGUUUCAGCGUUGGCCCAAAGAUGCUCUUGUUGCUGUUGCUCAGCAUUUCUUAGCUUCAUAUAAAAUUGAGUGUACAGCACAAGUUAAACAAAGUAUUGUGAGCACAAUGGGGACAUUUCAAGAUACCGUGGCAGAGAAAUGUGUUGAAUACUUCGAACGAUUCAGGCGUCAGACCUAUGUGACCCCCAAAUCUUACUUGUCUUUUAUUGGAGGCUACAAAACUAUUUAUGGAGAGAAAUUUGCUCAUGUGGAAAUGUUGUCUAACAGAAUGAAAACAGGCUUGGCAAAGCUAAUGGAGGCUGAGGUGUCAGUAAAUGAACUUUCCAAAGAACUUGUGAUUAAGGAAAAAGAUUUAGCAGUUGCUUCGAAAAAGGCAGAUGAAGUUCUGCAGGAAGUGACCUUAAAGGCUCAGGCUGCCGAGACUGUUAAAACCCAGGUUCAAAAAGUGAAAGACAAAGCUCAGCUUCUUGUAGAUGAAAUAGCAGCUGACAAGCAUGUAGCUGAAACUAAACUGGAAGCAGCUAAGCCCGCAUUAGAAGAAGCUGAAGCAGCUUUACAGACUAUUAAACCAGCUGAUAUUGCCACAGUGCGCAAAUUAGGCAAGCCACCUCACUUGAUCAUGCGAAUCAUGGACUGUGUGCUGCUUCUUUUCCAAAGAAAAGUAGAUCUUGUCACUGUGGAUCCAGAUCGACCAUGUGUGAAACCUUCCUGGGGUGAAGCUUCAAAGUUGAUGAACAACGCUUCGUUUCUUAACAUGUUGCUGACAUUUGCAAAGGAUAGCAUCACUGGAGAGGUUGUGGAUUUGCUGCAACCAUACCUAGAUAUGGAUGACUACAAUCUUGAGACUGCUAAAAAAGUAUGUGGGAACGUUGCGGGCCUCUGUUCAUGGACGAAGGCCAUGGCAAGCUUCUAUGAUAUUAAUAAAGAAGUACUUCCAUUGAAGGCAAAUCUGACUCUGCAAGAAGCCAAACUAGUUGUUGCCCAAGAGGAACUGAAUAAUGCCCAAGCACAACUGGAUGAGAAGCAACGGGAACUAGAUCAAGUACAGGCCAUGUACGAUGCUGCAAUGUCAGAAAAACAAGCAUUACUUGAUGAUGCUGAGGCUUGUAGGAAGCGAAUGAAUAAUGCCACUGCCCUUAUUGAAGGUCUGGGUGGUGAAAAGGUUCGGUGGACAGAAAGCAGUAAACUUUUCCAGGACCAGAUUAUACGUUUAGUUGGUGAUGUCCUGUUAGCUACUGGAUUCCUCUCUUACUCUGGCCCUUUUAAUCAAGAAUACAGGAACAUUUUGUUUCAGAUAUGGAAAGAUGAGAUGAGUAGCAAUAAAAUUCCAUUCAGUGAUGACAUGAAUCUAAUUAGCAUGUUGGUUGAUAAUGCUACCAUUGGUGAAUGGAAUCUCCAGGGCCUUCCAAGUGACGACCUGUCAGUACAGAACGGCAUUAUAGUAACCAAAGCAGCAAGGUACCCUCUUCUGAUUGAUCCACAAGGACAAGGCAAAAUCUGGAUUAAAAAUAAAGAAAAAGACAAUGAACUGCAGAUAACAUCAUUGAAUCAUAAGUACUUCAGGACACAUCUAGAGGAUUGUCUAUCUUUGGGGCGCCCCCUACUAAUGGAGGAUAUAGGCGAGGAACUGGAUCCUGCUCUUGACAAUGUGUUGGAAAAGAACUUUAUUAAAUCAGGAUCAACUUAUAAAGUGAAAGUUGGUGACAAAGAAGUUGACGUAAUGUCAGGAUUUACCCUGUAUAUCACCACCAAAUUAGCCAAUCCUGCCUACACACCUGAAAUCAGCGCAAAAACAGCCAUUAUUGACUUCACCGUCACAAUGAGAGGACUAGAAGACCAACUUCUUGGUCGAGUGAUCCUCAUCGAAAAACAGGAACUGGAAUCGGAGAGAGUACAAUUGAUGGAAGAGGUCACAUCGAACAAACGGAGAAUGCAGGAGUUGGAAGAUAAUUUGUUAUAUCGUUUAACCAGCACUGAAGGAUCACUAGUAGAAGAUGAAUCAUUGAUUGAAGUGCUCCAGGUUACUAAGAUAACAGCUGAAGAGGUGAGUGACAAACUGAGUAUAGCGGCAGAAACAGAGGUGAAGAUUAACGCAGCCCGUGAGGAGUAUCGGCCUGUGGCAUCGCGUGGCAGCAUUCUUUACUUCCUCAUUGUUGAAAUGAGUUUAGUGAAUGUGAUGUACCAGACAUCACUUCGACAGUUCCUGGGUAUUUUUGACAUAUCCAUGGAGAGAUCAGCAAAAUCACAAGUCACCUCCAAAAGAAUUGCCAAUAUCAUCGAAUAUCUCACCUAUGAAGUAUUCAGGUACACUGUUCGGGGCCUGUACGAGAAUCACAAAUACCUCUUCACCCUGCUUAUGGCACUAAAGAUUGAUUUGCAAUGCAAGAAGAUUUCUCAUGAAGACUUUCAGACUCUGAUUAAAGGUGGGGCAUCGUUAGACCUCAAUUCUGUAGAGCCCAAACCAAAGAAAUGGAUCAUUGACAUUACCUGGCUAAAUCUGGUACAGCUCUCUCAGUCGUACCCAUUCACCCAACUACUUGCACAAGUGACCAAAAAUGAUAAAGCUUGGAAGGCUUGGUUUGAUGAUGAAGCUCCUGAGGAAUCGCCUCUCCCUGAUGGAUACGACACGACUUUGGACACGUUCCGCAAAUUAUUACUUAUUCGGAGCUGGUGCCCAGAUCGUACUAUUGCUCAGGCACGUCAUUAUAUUGCUGAGUCCCUUGGACCAAAAUACGCAGAAGGGGUUAUUCUAGAUAUGGAAGCGAUGUGGGCAGAAGGUGAUAAUCGAAUUCCUUUGGUUUGCUUCCUUUCCAUGGGUUCUGAUCCUACUGAAAAUAUUGAGCGUUUGGCCAAGACCAAGAAUGUCCCUUGUCGGGCCAUAUCCAUGGGCCAGGGUCAGGAAGUUCAUGCAAGGCGUUUGUUGACUCAGAGCAUGCAGGAUGGCGGCUGGCUUCUUUUACAGAACUGCCAUUUGGGCUUGAAUUUCAUGGAUGAACUUUUAGAUACCCUAACCACAACAGAGACAAUGCAUGAUGGAUUUAGGACCUGGAUCACGACAGAAGUCCAUCCAAAAUUUCCCAUCAAUUUAUUACAGUCAUCUAUUAAGUUUACUAACGAGCCCCCUCAAGGUGUGAAAGCUGGACUGAAGCGUACCUACUGCAGUAUUAGUCAGGAACAGCUGGAUGUCAGCAAUAUGCCGCAGUGGAAACCCUUAUUAUACGCUGUAGCCUUCCUCCAUACUACUGUCCAGGAAAGACGUAAGUUUGGACCUCUUGGAUGGAACAUUCCAUAUGAAUUUAAUCAGGCGGAUUUUACUGCCAGUGUACAAUUUGUACAAAAUCACCUGGAUGACAUGGAUGUUAAACGCGGUGUGAACUGGAACUGCUUGCGUUACAUGCUGGGGGAAGUACAGUAUGGAGGACGUGUAACAGAUGAUCUGGACAAGCGACUACUCAACACAUUUGCUAAUGUCUGGUUUGGGGAAAGCAUGUUCACAGAUAAAUUCUGCUUCUACAAAGGCUAUGUCAUUCCAUACGGCAAGACAAUUCAAGAUAUUCUGCAGUACAUUGACAGUCUGCCACUGGUUGAUAGUCCUGAGGUAUUUGGACUUCAUUCAAAUGCAGAUAUAACUUAUCAGACUAACAUGGCAAAUGAGACUCUGAAUACAAUAGUCAACAUCCAACCAAAGGACAGUGGUGGUGGUGGAGGAGAGACUAGAGAAAGCACCGUACAACGGCUUGCAAAUGAAAUGCUGGAAAAGCUGCCACCAGACUAUAUCCCACAUGAGGUGAAAGCUCGACUGCAGAAAAUGGGGGCAAUCCAACCAAUGAACAUUUUCUUACGUCAGGAAAUUGAUCGAAUGCAACGCAUUCUUUCACGAGUUUGGAGUACACUGACAGACCUGAAAUUGGCCAUAGAUGGAACAAUCAUAAUGUCCGAGGAUCUUAGAGAUGCUCUUGACAACAUGUAUGAUGCCCGGAUUCCAAAACUCUGGUUUAAAAUUUCCUGGGAGUCGGCUACUCUUGGAUUCUGGUUUACAGAGCUGCUCGAAAGAAAUCAACAAUUUCACACCUGGAUUUUUGAUGGACGACCAAACCAAUUCUGGAUGACAGGAUUUUUUAAUCCUCAGGGUUUUUUGACGGCAAUGCGACAAGAAACCACAAGGAUGAAUCUGAACAAAGGCUGGGCCCUAGAUAGUGUUGUUCUUUAUAAUGAAGUCACCAGAAUGAUGAAAGAAGAUGUUAAUGCUCCUCCUGCUGCAGAUAUUGGUGGUGUUUAUGUCUAUGGCCUAUUUCUGGAUGGAGGAGGCUGGGACAAAAAAAAUGUAAGGCUUAUGGAAUCAUCUCCAAAGGUACUGUUCACCUUGCUUCCAGUAGUUCAUGUGUAUGCCAUUAGUGCCACUGCACCUCCUGAUUCCAAGAAACAGCAGGGGGCGAUGUAUUCAUGCCCUGUGUAUAAGAAGCCCAGGAGAACUGAUCUGACGUUCAUCUUCUCUCUGUAUCUGAAAACAAUACAGUAUCCAGAUCACUGGACUCUGCGUGGUGUUGCUUUACUCUGUGACUCCAAAUAAACACAGAGAAAGCAAUGCAAAUUGUGCAAAGUUCAUUUAAGUAUUGUGUUUACUACAACCUGAAAUUAAAUGCUGAGAAUAUGUUUAUCCUUUUGCAUAAUCUUGUAAUGUAUGUGCAGCAUUCUGGAAGUUGUUUGAACAUGCCUUACAAAGUUUAGCAUUUAAUCUUGGAGAAUAGAGGAUUACUUCAACCUGUGUUACACCUUGCCAGAUCUCCAUUCACAAAUAUAAAAUGAUGAACAGGAAGUCUGCCUCAAAAUUAGGUAGGGUACAAAACAGGGUUUCAUCUCUUGAAUCCCCAAAGCCUUACCACUAUCUUCAUCUAUUAAGCAAUGUGAAGGAAUAUACUCCACUUGCCUGGAUGAAAGCAGCUCCAACAAUACCUACAACCUCAAGGAGAGAGCUGCCCCGUUGAGUAACACACCUUGCAUCACCCUAAACAUGCUCCUUCCGCACAGGCAAACAGUGUUUAUAGUUACUACAAUAUUUGAUAACAUCAAUGACUUCGAUCAGCAAGAAGAACAAUGGAAACAGGAUCGUGGAAACAACACCCUGUAGGCUGUCCUCCAAUUCACACACCUGACUUUGAAAAACAAUUUUUCCAUCAUCUAAAUCCUCCCCAGGAGCAUUGUAGGUGUACCUCCACCAGACGAACAGCAGCAGUUUAACUGCCAUUGAGGAUGUAGUGGGAAUGAUCUUCUUAAAGAUAGUAAACCCUGUUGUCAUCACAUAAAAGUUCCAUUUAACAGGUAAAAAUCACAAGAAUGCCUUAUUGCAUUAAUAUUCUGAAAAGUUACUUUACUUUUAAAAGGGCCCUAAACAAUUCUCAUCAGAAACUCUUCA
Mobula hypostoma (lesser devil ray) is the source of this 14825-nucleotide messenger RNA. RefSeq names its product dynein, axonemal, heavy chain 5 like (gene dnah5l). The record is from RefSeq and is a predicted model, not a curated record. The transcript is spliced from 76 exons. Gene Ontology annotation, molecular function: minus-end-directed microtubule motor activity; ATP binding; dynein intermediate chain binding. Gene Ontology annotation, biological process: microtubule-based movement. NCBI's taxonomy places the organism in Eukaryota, Metazoa, Chordata, Chondrichthyes, Myliobatiformes, Myliobatidae. Gene Ontology annotation, cellular component: axonemal dynein complex. Bases 15 to 13982 code for a protein of 4655 amino acids.